This is a messenger RNA of Cotesia congregata, 1059 nucleotides long. The record is from the annotation of a GenBank genome assembly. Lineage: Eukaryota; Metazoa; Arthropoda; Insecta; Hymenoptera; Braconidae.
AUGACUGAAGAAUGGCCGACCGUAAAUUGGCUUAAAUUAUUCAACGGAUCAACCAUCACGCAUACUUAUUUCACUAAUCAAUCGAUUGUUACGAUAAAAAAUCUUGAUUAUUUAAGAAAUUUACUACAAUUGCUGAAAGAAACUCCGAAAAGAAAAACUGUCGAGUAUUGGGCUCCAUUCGUUCCUUCCAUCAAUCUAUCAAAACUCGAACUAACGUAUAAAAAAAUAAAUGAUCCAAGUUACAUUCAUCAAGGUCACAAUUGUUUUAAUAAUAUUCAAACGCAAUUACCAGAUCUGGUGUAUGCAAUUUACCUUCGCAAUAAUCCAAUGGACCAGAAAAUCAGAAGCAGAGUACAUCAGAUUGCUUUGGAUUUGAAAAAUACAUUGUUGGAUAUUUUCAACAAAACAGAAUGGUUAGAUACUAAAACCAGAGAUCAAUUAAUUAAAGGGAUUAAUUCUUUUAGAAUAAUUGUUGGAUAUCCUGAUGAACUGAUGGAUGAUCAAAAAUUGAUAGAGUAUUAUCGAGAACUUAUUAUAACUCAGGAUAAUUUUAUUGGAAAUCUUUUAAUAAGUAUUGCUAAUUUUGGUGUUGAUAAAUUAUGGAACGACGCCAUAGAACGACGCCCGAAGAAUCUUGCUGCCUACUCAUUAGAUCAUCAUACUUUAAGUCCUUUAGUAAUGGAAAAAAUUAUUUUUAACCCAAAUCGUCCACAUUACGUUAAUUAUGCUAUAAUCGGAUUCCUUUUAAGUCACGAAAUAAGUCAUGCUAUUUAUAACAUUCAUAGAAUGUUUACCAAUAACAGGACGAUAGAAAACGGAUGGAGUUUUACAUCUAAUCAAAAAUUUAACACUACUAAAACCUGUUUGAUUGAUCAGUACGGAAGUUUUUUAAUAGAAGGGACUAACCAAACGCUUAACGGUACUUUACUAUUUUUGGAGAAUUCAGCUGACAAUAUUGGGAUUCCAUUAGCCUAUUUGGCUUAUCAAAAUUGGAAGAAAAACCAUGCUGCAGAGAUAACUUUUCCAACGUUACCAUACAAUUCAAAUCAACUGUUUUGA